Messenger RNA from Nannospalax galili (Upper Galilee mountains blind mole rat), 2518 nucleotides. It is a transcript of the gene Hipk4, whose product is annotated as homeodomain interacting protein kinase 4. The record is from RefSeq and is a predicted model, not a curated record. Gene Ontology annotation, biological process: peptidyl-serine phosphorylation; peptidyl-threonine phosphorylation. The coding region runs from base 1 to 1830 and encodes 609 amino acids. Gene Ontology annotation, cellular component: cytoplasm; nucleus. The transcript has 4 exons. Lineage: Eukaryota; Metazoa; Chordata; Mammalia; Rodentia; Spalacidae. Gene Ontology annotation, molecular function: protein tyrosine kinase activity; protein serine/threonine kinase activity; ATP binding.
AUGGCCACCAUCCAGUCAGAGACUGACUGUUACGACAUCAUUGAGGUGCUAGGCAAGGGUACCUUUGGGGAGGUGGCCAAGGGCUGGCGGCGGAGCACAGGGGAGAUGGUGGCCAUCAAGAUCCUGAAAAAUGAUGCCUACCGGAGCCGCAUCAUCAAAAAUGAGUUGAAGCUGUUACGCUGCAUGCGAGGCCUAGACCCCGACGAGGCCCACGUCAUCCGCUUCCUUGAGUUCUUCCAUGACGCCUUUAAGUUUUACCUGGUCUUUGAGCUGCUGGAGCAAAACCUCUUUGAGUUCCAGAAAGAAAACAACUUCGCACCCCUUCCUGCCCGCCACAUCCGCACUGUCACGCUCCAAGUGUUGAGAGCACUGGCAAGGCUCAAGGAGCUGGCCAUCAUCCACGCUGACCUCAAGCCUGAGAACAUCAUGCUGGUGAACCAGACCCGAUGCCCUUUCCGGGUGAAGGUGAUCGACUUCGGCUCAGCCAGCAUCUUCAGUGAGGUGCGCUACGUGAAGGAACCGUACAUCCAGUCCCGCUUCUACAGGGCCCCAGAGAUCCUGUUGGGGCUGCCCUUCUGUGAGAAGGUGGACGUGUGGUCUCUGGGCUGCAUCAUGGCCGAGCUCCAUCUGGGCUGGCCCCUCUACCCAGGCAACAAUGAGUAUGACCAGGUGCGGUACAUCUGUGAGACCCAGGGCCUGCCCAAGCCCCACCUACUGCGCGCCGCCCGCAAGGCACACCACUUUUUCAAGCGCAACCCCCACCCAGACUCCAGCAACCCCUGGCAGCUUAAGUCCUCGGCUGAGACCAAGGUGCGACCACUAGAGCGCCGCAAAUACAUGCUGAAGUCCUUGGACCAGAUUGAGACAGUGAACGGUGGAGGGGCAGUGAGUCGGCUGAGCUUCCCAGACAGGGAGGUGCUAGCGGAACAUGCAGACCUCAAGAGUAUGGUGGAACUGAUCAAGCGCAUGCUGACAUGGGAGUCACACGAACGCAUCAGCCCCAGUGCGGCCCUGCGACACCCCUUUGUGUCCAUGCAGCAGCUGCGGAGCGCCCACGAAGCUACCCGCUACUACCAGCUGUCCCUGCAAGGCUGCCGCCUGUCACUACAGGUGGAUGGCGAGUCAUCCCCACCUGUCAUGGCCACUGUAGAGGAUGGGCCCCCCUACUACCGCCUGGCAGAGGAGGAGGAGACUGGGGGCCUGGGUGGUGUAGCAGGCAAUGGGCCCCUCUUCAGGGAGGAGAAGGCUCCUGGCAUGCAAAGAGCCAUUGACCAGCUUGAUGACCUGAGUCUGCAGGAGGCCAGGCGAGGGCUGUGGAGUGACACCCGGGCAGAUGUGGUCUCUGACAUGCUGGCUCCACUCAAGGUAGCCGACACUGGCCAUCGGGUCCCUGACUCGGGCCCAGAGCCUAUCCUGGCCUUCUAUGGCAGUCGCUUGGCUGGCCACCGCAAGGCCCGCAAGGCACCGUCAGGCUCCAAAUCUGACUCCAACUUCAGUAAUCUCAUCCAGUUGAGCCAGGCCUCACCAGAGGAUACUGGACCCUGCCAGGGCAAUGGCUGGGAGGAAGAAGGCCGAGGGGCCUCGACUGAGCCAUCUGCCAUCCCACAACGAGAUGGACCCAGCAUCAAAGAUAGGACCAUGGAUGCUGAGAGGUCAGGCCCUGAGCUCUUUGAUCCCAGCAGCUGUCCAGGAGAGUGGCUGAACGAGCCAGAAUGGACCCUGGAGGGUACCCGAGGGUCAAGGGCUCAAGGACUCCCACCCCGCCAUCCCCACCCACAUGGGCCACCCUGGGCCACCAACUUUCUGCAGCAUGUUGGUGGGCACCACUGACGGGGACCCUACCCUGUCUGUUUCCAGGGUCUGAGCCAGCUGGGCUGGUAUCUCCUCUUGACCUAAAACCACUCCUCAGAGCCAUCCUCUGAACCCACAAAUUAUUCUUGCAGAAAAAUAGUUAUCUGUAAUGUUCCUACGUUCCCACCCCCGGCACAUGACUACUUCCCACCCCAAGUGUUGGAGGCCUUUAGUGUUUGGGCCAUGCUCCUGCUCCCGGCCAGUGAGUUAGGAAGAGGGCUGUACCCCACUGGCCAUGAGUGUGCCUGGGCCCUCCUGCCUCUGCCUAUUUCAAUAAAUAACUUCCAAAUCCUGCCUCCUGCCUGUUCUCACUGCCUGCACUGACUACGUGGGGCCCCCUCCUAGCACCCAGGGCCUGCCUGCCUCAGGCUAUGACUGGUUGGCCACUGGCUGAGGCCAGUUACCAUGGCACUGAAAAGUAAAGGCUGUGUAGGGCACACUAAUAUAUCCCCUAAAUAUACUCAAUUAUACCUGGCAUGGAGUGGGUUUAUAUUCCCAGAACUUGGGAAACUGAGGCAGAAGAGGAUCACAAGUUCAAGACCAGCUUGGGCUCAUUGAGAAAAUUUGUCUUAAAAAAAGGCAGGUGUGGGUGGGGGGAGAACUGGAGAUGGCUCAGUGGUUAAGAAACAUGAUAUUCUUCCAGAGGAUCCAAGUUCAAUUCCCAGCA